Messenger RNA from Doryrhamphus excisus (bluestripe pipefish), 5892 nucleotides. RefSeq names its product mitogen-activated protein kinase 8 interacting protein 1b (gene mapk8ip1b). Lineage: Eukaryota; Metazoa; Chordata; Actinopteri; Syngnathiformes; Syngnathidae. The record is from RefSeq and is a predicted model, not a curated record. Gene Ontology annotation, cellular component: cytoplasm. Gene Ontology annotation, molecular function: JUN kinase binding; MAP kinase scaffold activity. Gene Ontology annotation, biological process: regulation of JNK cascade; JNK cascade.
CCCCCACUAUCUCCUCUCUGGAAGAGCAACAACAGCGAGCUCCGAAUCUAACGCUUCUUCCAUCGACCCGUAUGAGCUGUACCUCCUCCUUGAUGCUCCUCCCCCUCACUCACCCUCCCUUCUUUACUCUCUAAAUCCCUUGUACCUUCUCCUCUUCUCUGCUUCGGAUGCCCUCCUCACUUACAUUAUGGACUCAGAAGGGGAAGGAGGAGAGGGUUGGAUGGAGGACCAGUGGGAAAAAUGGUUGACCCAUGACAUCAGCCUGGGUGAGUUUGAAGAUGAUGACCUGUCAGAAAUUACAGAGAUCACAGAUGAGCGUGGAAUGAGCCUUAACUGCAAUGCCCCGGAUGUAAAGGGCCAUGUGAGACGAGGGACCAAUAGCAGGCCGGGGAGGGCAGAGCUUGGCGCCGUUGGUCAGCUCCAGGCUGAAAUGCUACAUUUGGACCUCAUUGACGGUGCUGACGGUUACCGCGGUGACAAAGAGGCCUCCAUCGCACCUCCGCUGGUCACCAAGGACCCGACAAUACCGGUUACCAUGGAUACCUACCGGCCCAAGAGACCUACAACCCUUAACCUCUUUCCAAUUGUGCCACGCACACAGGACACACUAAACAACAACUCAUUUGGCAAGAAGUACACAUGGCAGGAGAAAGUUUCGGGGUCAUCCUCACCUCUCAAGACAGGUGAACUGACUCCUCCACGUGAGCACAACUGCCUGAGCGACGAGGACAAAGUACAGAGUGGUGGCGCACAGACCAAAGACAGAGGAACCUCCACCGACGCCCCCUGCAGGCACACACACACAAGUGGACGUUCGCAAAGCGGUACAACAGCGGCAGUGACGCGGCCAAAGUUUCAGGAGAAGCCACCUGCGCCGCCACCGCCGCCCCAGAAUUACAAACCAGCUCCUCUCUAUCCAGCGGGAAAGGUAGAUGGAGGUGGCCACCACCGGGAGAGGAUCCAGUACCACUCAGACACUCAUCUGGAGCCCACAGAGGAGAUUUAUCUAACACCAGUACAGCGUUCUUCUGAGCCCGUGGAGCCUCCUUGCACACAGGACCGUCCUUUCCUUUCACAGCAGACUGAGCAGGGCCGCAUGUCUAUUAGCUCUGAUACAGAAGGCCCACCUCCUUACCAGCCACUACCAGAUCGGACCAACCCCUCUAUUUACGAAGAGGAAGAAGUGUACAUCCCCCCACCUUCUUACGCUUCCUGUGUAGAAUCACUCAUUACGCCACCGAGCAUGGCGCUCUCGGCUCAUUCUUCCAUAGCACUGGACCUCAGUUUGAAGGCGUCAGGAAUCGGUGCAGGGGCAAUGUUGAGAGCUGGUUCAUCAGUAGAGUACGUCGACGCAACAGAUGACAGCUACUGCGGGGAGGAUGAGGAUGUGGAUAGAAUAAUUCUGGAUGGAAGAAUGAGGAAGGUGGGAGGAAAGGUGGACGGCGGCAGCAGCAGAGCUGGUUUUCUACGAACUUCCAUGAGUUCUGACGCCAGCGGCCUCUCAUACGACUCGGUCAAAUACACACUGGUGGUCGACGAGCAUGCGCAACUGGAACUUGUUAGUUUGCGGCAGUGCUACCAAGGUUAUAGCGACGACAGCGACUCGGCCACCGUCUAUGACAACUGUGUCUCCUCACCCUAUGAGUCUGCCAUCGGGGAAGAGUACGAGGAGGAGGAUGAGGAGGACGAUUGCACCCGCUUGGGCGGAGUGAGACGAGAGGCCACGGCUUGUCUGUCUGGAGACUCUACGCCGGACGUCGACCUGCAUUUCUCCAAGAAGUUCCUGAAUGUCUUCAUGAACGGACGCUCUAGCUCAUCAAGUGCAGAAUCUUUUGGGUUGUUUUCCUGCCUCAUAAAUGGAGAGGAACGGGAUCAGAGUCAUAGAGCCGUCUACAGAUUUGUCCCUCGGCACGAUGAUGAAUUGGAGCUGGAAGUGGAUGAUCCAUUGCUGGUGGAAGUCCAAGGGGAGGAUUACUGGUAUGAGGGCUACAACAUGAGAACCGGUGCCCGAGGAAUCUUCCCUGCUUACUAUGCUAUAGAAGUGACCAAGGAGGUAGACGGCUUCAAAGCAAAGAGCAGUGAAUGGUUGGACAGAUACCGACUAAAGUUCCUGGGCUCAGUCCAAGUGCCCUACCACAAAGGAAAUGAUGUAUUGUGUGCUGCCAUGCAGAAGAUUGCCACCAACAGAAGAAUGACAGUCAAGCACAACCCUCCCUCUUCCUGUAUCCUGGAAAUCAGCGUCAAAGGAAUCAAACUGGCUGUUGAGGAGGAUUAUUACACCUGCCAAGGAAGCACCGAGUGCAGUCACUUCUUCCAGUUAAAGAACGUCUCCUUCUGUGGUUAUCACCCCAAAAACUGCAAAUAUUUUGGUUUCAUAACCAAACACCCGGCAGACCAGAGAUUCGCCUGCCAUGUGUUCGUGUCUGAAAAUUCCACCAAGCCUGUCGCAGAGUCAGUAGGGAAAGCCUUCCAGUUCUACUACAAAGAGUUUGUGGAGUUUUCAUGCCCGACAGAAGAUAUCUACUUGGAAUAGCCUCGUCCUGCCUUCAACCACAGCCCUGUACAGUACACUGUAUGAUAACAUGAUGUUGCAUGAAGGACACAUCUAAAAAUCUAUAAAUAAAUAACACAUCUGAUGAACAACCAGGAAAAAAAUACAGUAGAAGGGAAUACAGUAGAUCUCUGCUAUUUGUUUUUCAAAAACCACAGUGAAAAAAAGUGAGUAAUGGAUGUACCCAUAAGAAGUAGGGAUGCUCCGAACAGGGUUUUAUGCUGAUAUGUCGAUUCCGAUCAACCAUAAUUUGUAAUUAAUUAAUCUUUACAGUCUUUCCAGUCUCUGUGAAUUGGUGGUGUAGCGAAUGCCGAACCGGGAAUAAGCGGGGAUCUACUGUAGUAUUCAAAAGCUUUGUGUGGUGUGAGGAGGUUAGAAGAAGCCUAAAGAGUGUCAAGAAAUAUGCAAAAUGGCGUCAGUGAUGAGGUGAUCACAGGCUGUCCAUGAAGAGCACACGUCACUGCAUUUGCAGUGCUAGUCAGCUAAGUAGCAGUCACCUCAGCAGGUGGAAACCAAGGGCACGACAAUUGAAUAGGACUGUUGACUCAUGCGUGUUUGGUCGCCAUGAUGGUGAGCAGAAUCCAGAAACAUUGCAUUGUAAACAUGUCCGCGGCACACUGCUCAGCCAUUAAUUGCUCUGAAAGACGUCCAAAAGACAGUCAGUAGUGAAAGUAAGUAAGAAAGUAGUGAAUACAUUGUACACCGUUGUCUUCCUGGCCCCACCCAGAGGUCAUGCUCACCAUCAUGGCGUACUCCACUCAUUGGUGACAUUGACAGUCCCAUUCAGUGACAGUGUCCUUGGUGGAAACGCAACUGCCUUGUACUUGCACCCAUUUCAAGAAAACUUGUGGUAUUUGGAAAUACAAGUCAGCAGGGGGUGACUUUUUCUGUGACCUUGAAUAAUUGGAGGGCGUGUAUCAACAAAUGAACAUCCUUGCAUUGCAGAUGAUCACUCACACAUCGACACAACAACAAAGGAGCAGGCAGUAAGUUAGUAAACAGUGGUUUUGGUUCCGAGCAUCUGUGAAGGGCAUUCUGGGAAGUGUAGUAAACGACCAGACAAUUUAAGAGUAGACUCACAAGAUGAGGACCAUUCCACCGAAUCACUACUAUUUGCUUUUUGUAGCUCUCUCAAAAUAAACUUCUGUCUUUUUUUUUUUUACUUCAAAUGUACUAAUACACAUCAAAGGGUAUUGGUGCAUCUCAGGCAACUUAUUUCAUUUUUGUACAAGUUUCUUAAGUCGAAGAUGACUCAUUUUAGUAACAAAUACUGUAUAUUGUAGUCGUGCGGAAAAAAAAGGAUUAGACCACCCUUGUUUCUUCAGUUCAUUGAUCCAUUUUGAUGUCUGGUACAACUAAAGGUACAUUUGUUUGGAGAGAUAUAAUGAUAAAAAUAACUCAUAAGAGUUUAAUGUAAGAGCUCAUACAGUUGUAUGAAAAACUUUGGGCACCCCUGGUAAUUGUCAAGAUUUUCACUGGUUGUUUGGAUCAGCCAUUUCAGUUAAAUAUAUCAUACAGUAGAUGAACACACUAUUGUAUGAGAAGUGGAAUGUUAAUGGUAAUGGUAAUGGUUUUAUUUCAUUUGGACAUGCAUCAGAUUACAAUUGAGUGCAUCCCAUAAUCAGUUCACAGUUCCACAUGUCCAAAAGGAGUAGGAAGAAGCAAAGCUUAUUAAAUCCUACCCCUUCAUCUGGUACUUUUACAAUCAGUAACUGUUACAUUUGUUCACUUCCUGCUUUCCAUAAUACAGUUUAAGUUUUUUUUUUUGUUUGUUUGUUUUUAAUAAUGCACCAUACACAUAAUGGGUACCAUAGUGCGUGUCAAUAUAGUGAUAUAUAUAGCACAUCAUGACUGGUUCAAGACUCUUCAUCCUUGUAUUUAGCAAACAUCAACUGCUUGUAUUGUUUCUUGAAUUGGCUCAUCGUUGUGCAUUGUUUGAUUUCCUUACUCAAUCCAUUCCAUAGUUUGAUUCCACAUACUGAAAAGCUAUUUUAAUGUAGCACUAGCAUAUAAGUGUGAAAAUGUGCAAUAAUUAUUUAAACUAAAGCAGGCAUUGAUUUAUUGAUUUGAAUACUUUUAACACCAAUUAUUGGAACACAAAAUUUGUUUGGUAAGCUCAUUGACCCUUGACCUAAUCAUGAGAAAGGGUAUUUAAGGUGGCCAAUUACAAGUUGCAUCUUCUCUGAAGAGUAGAAAAUGAUCAGGGGUGGCCAAACUUUUUCAUCCCACUGUAUUAUCUAGCAACGUCCAUAGUUUUUUUUUAUAUCUAAUAACCAGAAUCUUAAGUUCUUACAUGAAUAACUCUAUUGUAUCCCGCAAAAAUGUAACUGUGAGCUGUUUUUGUUGUCACCGUUAUAUUUGCCCAAACAAAUGUACCUUUACUGAUACCAGGCAUUAAAAUGACCAAGAUGACUGUAUAUCACCAUUCAAUAUAUACCUCGCCAUCCCAUCACUGGAGACUUGAUGUAGUUUCAGUCCAAAUCUAGGAUAAAUCUUUCAUAUUCCUGAAGGGCACUUGCUUUUUAGAACGUUCUUCAUUGUCUUGUUACAGCGCGACAUCAUUUUGUGACAUCACAAAAGGUGUUCGAAUAAGCAAUAAUGUGGUCCAAGCUUGUGUUGGACAGAAGGUUCAUCCCAGGCGGUAUUUUGACAUGAUUUAAAAAUGAAAAGUACACAAAGAUACAGCAGACCCUCUGCAGCAGGUACAUGGGAGCAGAAAACGUCACUUGUAGUGCCUCUUUUUCAUUGAGCAUCGGGACCUUCCUCCAUCCUUAUCACAACAUUUGAAGUGAUUCUAAAUGAUGAUGCUAUUGAGUGUUUGAAUGCAGAUUGUGAUGUUUGUGUGUUUGAUGUGUUUUUUUUUUCUUCCCACUGCCCCUCAUGUGCUGCAUUACAACAGUCCAGUAUGUGUUGAUUCCAAGCCGGGACUUGCAGCAUGCCUUGUUUAUAAAUAUAUUUUGGAAUGAAGGUACGCAGAACACGAGCCAAAGUAGUGGGGACAAAAAAAACGAACGCUCAUUUGUAAGAGAUAGUUUUAUGGGAUCUAUAUUUAACAAAGAAUGUUUCUAAAACAGAUAAUUCUUGUUGAAGGAUGCGGCCAUCUUUUAGCCCCCACUGUUGAAGACAUGGGACGUUCAAGAAAUGAAAAAAAUCUCCCGUUGCUGCUGAUGUUGUGACUAUUUUUUUUUUUCAAGAGCCAGUCAAGCCAGACAGUGGGGGGAGGAGGGGGCUGCACAAAGGGUGUACAAACAUGUCAUAUAGAAAUGAUUUAAUAUCUGUAAUUAUCAACAUUGUAUUAAUUCAGUGUGUGGAUUUUUUUUUUAGGUGAGAAUUCUUUAUUU